Prunus armeniaca (apricot) is the source of this 690-nucleotide messenger RNA. NCBI's taxonomy places the organism in Eukaryota, Viridiplantae, Streptophyta, Magnoliopsida, Rosales, Rosaceae. The record is from the annotation of a GenBank genome assembly.
AUGGGAAUAAGCAGCAUGAAGGUGCACCAGUUCGCACGUGGACUCUGGGAACACGAACCCUCCCUCACUCUUGGCUGCACCAAACGCCUACGCCCUCUCGCUCCCAAACUGGCCAACACCACCGCAGGCGACACCACUACCACUGCCCUUGCUCCUUUCGACCUCAAGAGCUUCAUCAGACCUGAAAGUGGCCCUAGAAAACUAGGAUCCUCUGAUCAUCAGGAGAAGAAAGAUUCCCCCCACCCCCAGGUAGAGACGCACCCAGGAGGGACGCGUUGGAACCCAACGCAAGAACAGAUAGGAAUACUAGAAAUGCUGUAUAGGGGAGGCAUGCGCACUCCUAAUGCACAGCAGAUAGAACAAAUAACAGCUCAGCUUGGCAAGUACGGCAAGAUAGAAGGCAAGAAUGUGUUUUACUGGUUCCAAAACCACAAAGCACGCGAGAGGCAGAAGCAAAAACGCAACAGCCUCGGCCUCAGCCAUUCUCCCAGAACACCAACUCCUGUAAUUACCAACCUGGGAGAAGUAGUAGGGGAAAGAGAGGAAGAUAGUCCGUACAAGAGAAAGUGUAGGAGCUGGGGAUUUGAUUGCUCUGUAGAAGAUAGUGUAGUUUGUAAGGCGGACGAAGUCGUGGAGGGAGGUAGAGGUAGAACUUUGGAGCUCUUCCCAUUACAUCCGGAAGGGAGAUGA